Molecule: messenger RNA, 2010 nt
Organism: Lasiosphaeria miniovina
Lineage: Eukaryota; Fungi; Ascomycota; Sordariomycetes; Sordariales; Lasiosphaeriaceae
Exons: 2
Coding region: 1-2010 (669 amino acids)
Biological process (GO): regulation of transcription by RNA polymerase II
Cellular component (GO): nucleus
Source: RefSeq, a predicted model, not a curated record
AUGUUAGCAAACCAAACACGACCAAGAACGGCAUUCCAACCUCAACCUCACCACCACCAGCCCGCCUACUACGAGGUUGCUCGCCAGACGACGACAACGCCUUUUCACGCCGACGCCGCCGACCUGGAUUUCGAUUUUGACGGAGCAGAGCACAACUACAACAGCCAGUCUUCGUCUCCUAUAUCUACGCAGUCGAUUCUGUCGCAGUAUUCGGCCGUGAAUACGUCGCCUUUGUCUACCUUUGACAGCAUUCCGACUAUCACGGUGCCGCGAGGUGGCCACGGAGGCUCUUUGUUCAACUUUUCGCCUCAAAGCAACCAGUCUGCCCUCGGCGAGGCACUGUUCGCCAACACAGACCCAAUGCAAACGGACUCCUGGAUAUUAAACGGCCAACUGACGCCGAGAGCAGUUGGUCGCGUUUCACACCAUCGCGAGUCCUCGCUCUCUUCACUAGGCUCGACAGGUCCCGCGUCGCCCUACUCGCACAACACGUCGAACCCCCAGAUCGCUGUUACCGACUCGAUGGGCGACGGCUACGGUCUUGCGAAUGUCGACGAUCUUAGCAACUACCAGCUGGCCAAGUUUCCGUCGGUAACGCACGAUACAUUCUUUACGAGCUAUCCCAACUACGCUUCUGCCGAUACAUCGGUGAUUAACACUUACCCGCAACUCGCGGCCGCGACACCGAGACGCAAGAACGACCGAGGCCUGCUGCCGCCUCCGGAGCACCCGAUUGGACCCAACAGGUCACGGCCCGUAUCGGUGGCGAGUUCAGUCGCAAGUGACUCACCUGCCACACCAGCCGGGGAUUUUGACGACGAGCGGAGGCAACGGAAUGUCGUCAAUAUAGUUCCCAAGUUUGAACGGACAAUGACGGACGCCUAUGCCGACGAGCUAUACAGCCCAAGCUUCACUGUCACAUCGGCAUCAUCGGUUCCGAUGCCAGUCUCACCGAGUAACGAGCUAUUCGUCCAGAGGAUGCAGGCCGCCAAUAGCCAACACCUGAGCGCAAAUUCUCCAGUCUCGGCUACGGCGAGAGAUCGGUCGCCAUUCCGCCAAGGCUCACCCCUCGCGCUAAUGCCCAUGCACGACUUUUCUCAAAUGCGCUUCGGGUCUGCACAGCAGAUGCGUGAACAUGCCAAGGCUGCCCAGGACGCGCGCGCCGUGCAGCAACAGAUGAGCCACUCUGUCGAGACGAGCGCGCCUCAGACAAUAUCGCCAAAGGACGCGUUGCUGGACUUCCACGAGGGCGAUGGCGACGCAAACUUUCCCCUCUUCCCUCCGCAAGGCUCGAACGGGUUUGAUGCGAAUACCAUGAACAAGGCGGUAUCGCGAAGCCAGCAGGCAUUUGACUCUACGCCUAUGGAUACUACAUUCAACAACUUCCUCGGAACCCAGCUUCCAACAAAUCUCCAAAUCCCUCAGCAGUAUCCCUUCAUUGCCCAGCCUCAGCAACCGAGCAGUGUACCAUCCUUGAGCAACGGGUCUCUGGCACCAUCCAGGAUGAGUUCCGCAGAUGUCGGCUCGGUGGACACCAGCCACAGCAAUAGCCCACAGAGGCCGGCCAGCACCACCGCAGACGGCGGCACCUAUACAUGCACGUAUCACGGCUGCAAACUUCGCUUCGAGACACCAGCAUUGCUCCAGAAGCACAAGAGGGAGGGACAUCGGCAGGCUCACGGAAUCAACGGGGCUCGCAGGCCCGAGAGUGCCGGUUCGAACUCGGGCAUGACAUCCAGCCUCUUGAACAGCCAGGCGGGGCCGCACAAGUGUGAUCGCAUCAACCCAGGCACCGGAAAGCCCUGCAACACUAUCUUUUCCAGGCCAUACGAUCUCACGCGCCACGAAGACACCAUCCACAACGCACGCAAGCAAAAGGUCCGGUGCGAUCUGUGCACCGACGAAAAGACAUUCAGCCGUGCGGAUGCACUCACGCGGCACUACCGCGUCUGCCACCCGGACAUCGAGUUUCCGGGAAAGCAUCGCAGACGCGGGGGACAGAGUGGAUGA